UGCAUUCAUGGAAAUGAGCCUGCAAGAAGCCGAGUGGAGCGCACAGGCUCACCGAAGUGUCAGCUGCAGCUCCACGCACCGUCCCCGGCUGCGCCAGCCUUCCCCACCAGGCUCCGCUCACUCCCGCCCCGCUGUUUGGCCGCUCGGCUUGCUUUUGUCUCCUCUGGACGCCUCCUCCCCUGCCCUUGUGUGUUGGCACACACAUGCUGUCCUUGGUCCAGCUCUCCCUGUACCCAGAGCUGGGGGAGCUCCGGGAAGCCUGGGCCUGUGGGAUCGCGGCGCAGAGCCGCCAUGGCCUCUGAUGCUGAGAGCUGCCACCCGCUGAGGCUUUGAUGUCGCUGCCAGGGCUUGCCAGGACACGGGCCGCAGGAGAGGGGAUUCGCCACCGUUCCCAGCGACCUUACUGCAGAGGAACGUCAAGAACUAGAAAACAUUCGGCGGAGGAAGCAGGAGCUGCUGGCUGACAUUCAGAGGCUGAAGGACGAGAUAGCAGAAGUUGCUAAUGAAAUUGAAAGCCUGGGAUCCACAGAGGAAAGGAAAAACAUGCAGAGGAACAAACAGGUAGCCAUGGGCAGGAAGAAAUUUAACAUGGACCCUAAAAAGGGGAUCCAGUUCUUAAUAGAGAAUGACCUACUGAAGAACACUUGUGAAGAUAUUGCCCAGUUCUUGUACAAAGGGGAAGGGCUCAACAAAACAGCUAUCGGUGACUACCUGGGGGAGAGGGACGAGUUUAACAUCCAGGUCCUUCAUGCAUUUGUGGAGUUGCAUGAGUUCACUGACCUGAACCUCGUCCAGGCCUUGAGGCAGUUCCUGUGGAGCUUCCGGCUCCCUGGAGAGGCCCAGAAGAUCGACCGGAUGAUGGAGGCUUUUGCCCAGCGGUACUGUCAGUGCAAUAGUGGGGUGUUCCAGUCCACGGAUACCUGCUACGUCCUCUCCUUUGCCAUCAUAAUGUUGAACACCAGCCUGCACAACCCCAAUGUCAAAGACAAACCCACUGUGGAGAGAUUCAUUGCCAUGAAUCGUGGCAUCAAUGAUGGGGGAGACCUGCCCGAGGAGCUGCUCCGGAAUCUGUACGAGAGCAUAAAAAAUGAACCCUUUAAAAUCCCCGAAGAUGACGGGAACGACCUCACUCACACUUUCUUCAACCCAGACCGAGAAGGCUGGCUGCUGAAACUCGGAGGUGGCAGGGUGAAGACUUGGAAGAGACGUUGGUUCAUUCUGACAGACAACUGCCUUUACUACUUUGAAUACACCACGGACAAGGAGCCCCGAGGGAUCAUCCCUCUGGAGAACCUGAGCAUCCGGGAGGUGGAGGACUCUAAAAAGCCGAACUGCUUUGAGCUAUAUAUUCCUGACAAUAAAGACCAAGUGAUCAAGGCCUGUAAGACAGAGGCCGACGGGCGCGUGGUGGAAGGGAACCACACGGUGUACCGGAUCUCGGCCCCCACACCUGAGGAGAAGGAGGAGUGGAUCAAGUGUAUCAAAGCAGCCAUCAGCAGGGACCCCUUCUAUGAGAUGCUCGCAGCACGGAAAAAGAAGGUCUCCUCCACAAAGAGACACUGAGGGUGCGCCCGGCACAUCCCGCUGGAAGCUGCAGCCCUUCUCCCACCUCCACCAGGGGUGCCAUGGAGCGGAGCGAACGGAGAGCCCUUCCACCAGACCAGGCUCCUUCCUAGAGACUAGCUUCAGCUGUCGCAGUUUUCUUGGGGAGAAGGGUGUGCAGUGAUGGCUGGGGAUGGGGAUGCCACCUGCCACCUGGGGCUCUCGAGCCCCCCUUGCGACGGAGCUCCUCACAGCAAAGCAGCCACGCAGCCACACUCCUUGGCUUGGCAAGGCUGUGGCACCAUGAGGAGUCGGCUGCUUACCUCACAGUGUUUCCCAGCCAGGGCUUGUCGUCCUGCUCCAUAGAUCGCUGUGAGGAUGUGUUACAACACACGGAGGAGAAAGGUGGAAAGGAAAAGAAGCCACGUAUAUAAAGAUUUAUUUUUGUUUUUUAAGAAGUGAACAUAGCACUGCUCCCUGCCCUGCCCUGCCCUGCCCUAUGUGGGAUGCUUCCCUUGGAGAGGCUCUGGGGCUGCUGGUGCCCUAUGAGCUGCUGCCCAUGGCCUGUGUGGGCAAGAGGAGCAAGCUGGGCAGUGGGCAGGGUGUAGCAGAUGCAGGGAGCCCUCUAGGGCAGGCAGUGGGUGGGCAGUGCGGGCAGCUCCCACUCAGCCUCCAUGGCUGCAGGACCAGGCGAGGCUUGAACUGACUGGAUACCUCUCUACCUGGCGUGCAGAACAUGGGCCCACGGGGCUUUAAAGUAGAAAGUCAGCAUUUUCCUUGAGCUAAAUACCUAAUAACCAAAACUGUGAGGAGGCCAUCCCAACGGGUCCCAGGAUGACCUAACUGUUCAUAUCUGGUUUUUCUUUCCCUCCCCUAGAGCCCACUCCUCGUUCUAGAGGAAGGGGUAGCUUUAUCUGACCCCCCUGGGGCUUCAGCCUUUUCUGUCUCAAAAGCAGACCUGGCUGGACUAUUCUGGUGCACUCUGUGGUGGCCUCCAGGGAGCAGGGGUCUUGCUCAGCAGGGUGCAGUGAGUCAGCUAGGGUGAGGUGGCCUCCACCUCCCGCCCCUGUGACAUGGCAUGCCACCGACCUGUGUGAGUCGGCCCUGGCUCCUGACUCGCGCUGUGAAGGGAGCCGCGAAGCAGCCCUCUCCUGCCGUUCUCUCAGGGACUCUCAAGGCAGCUCCUGCUCUUCCGCCAGGGCCAGCAUGCCAGUCCAGGCAGAGCAGGUGGCAGGUGACGUCUUGGCACGCCCCCUCCAUGUGGCCAGGGCCUUAGUGGCAGAACACUGCCUCCAGGCAGGUGGAGGAGCCAUGGGUCCCCUUUGGGCUGGGUUAUCUGGACCCCUCUGAUCCCAGAAGGUGAUGGGCAUCUCUGGAAAUAGCUUUGAGAGGCGCGGAGCCUCCCACGGUGGCCUCAGGCACUUUGUGCUGGAGCUUGUGAAGUACUGGUGACAGAGCAGGUCCACGCUGGAAACGAGCUUCCUGGCAGAGCCAGGCAGCGCUUGCCUGGGUCUGUGUGGUCAGGCUGGCACUGGAGCCUACAGAAGACCACCCCAUACUGGUUCUUACAGAUGUUUCCUGCACAGACGGGCACCUGGGUCAGUAUUAGUCUGUUUAUCAGAGGUGUAAAUAAUCCAUGUAUAGUUUUUCUCCUUUUAGAUUAUUUUGUAUUUGUUUAAAAAAAAGAUUUGUCAAAAUAUAAAGAAAUGGUUGAAAGUUGUCGACAGGGUUUUUAAAAAAAUUAUAAUUAUUAUUCCAAUUAUUUCUGUUUGUUUUUGCCUUGUAAACUAGCAUCCAGGAGCUGCAGCAAAUAAACUCCAAAUCCGCCCCGUU
Jaculus jaculus (lesser Egyptian jerboa) is the source of this 3375-nucleotide messenger RNA. RefSeq names its product cytohesin 1 (gene Cyth1). Gene Ontology annotation, biological process: regulation of ARF protein signal transduction. Gene Ontology annotation, molecular function: guanyl-nucleotide exchange factor activity. The transcript is spliced from 13 exons. The record is from RefSeq and is a predicted model, not a curated record. The coding region runs from base 544 to 1563 and encodes 339 amino acids. NCBI's taxonomy places the organism in Eukaryota, Metazoa, Chordata, Mammalia, Rodentia, Dipodidae.